ACGUGUGGCAGCGGCAUGGCGGCGGCGGGCAGGAAGGGGCAGGGGGCUGCGGCGGGGCGGCGGCGGCGGCCGCGGGGAGCAGGCAGCGGGGGGAAGCCGCGCCCGGCGCCCGCCCGUCCCCGCGAUGAGGAGGUGUCCAGCGACUCUGAGGCGGAGAGCCUGGCGGAGGGGCAGCAGCAGCAGCAGCAGCAGCAGCAGCAGCGGAGGCGGCGGAGGGAGGAGGAGGAAGAGGAGGAGGAGGAGGAGGUGGAGGAGACGCCUCAGGAGAAGAAGCUGCGCCUGGCCAAGCUGUACCUGGAGCAGCUCCGGCAGCACGAGGAGGAGCAGGCGGAGGAGGAGGAAGAGGAGAAUGCAGCCUUCCUCAGGGACCCCGUCGGCGAGCGGCUAAAGGAGGAUGUGCUCGAGCAGAAGGGCCGGCUGCAGCGCCUGGUUGCCAAAGAGGUGCAGCCUCCAGACCCGCUGAGCAUCCGAGUGUUGCGGGGACACCAGCAGCCCAUCACCUGCCUGGUCAUCUCUCCAGAUGACAAGUUCAUCUUUUCGGCUGCCAAGGAUGGCUCCAUCAUCAAAUGGGAGGUGGAGAGCGGGAAGAGGCUAUACGUGAUGCCCGGGGGGAAGAAAGGCACAGGACAGCACAUGGGGCACACGGCCCAAGUCCUCUGCAUGGCCAUCUCGUCGGACGGCAAGUACCUGGUUACAGGAGACAGGAACAAGCUGAUCCUGGUCUGGGAGGCAGCCACCUGCAAGCGCCUUCACACGUUCACGGGCCAUCGCGAUGCCGUGUCGGGUCUGUCCUUCCAGAAGGGCACGCACCAGCUGUACAGCGCCUCCCAUGACCGCUCCGUCAAGGUCUGGAACGUGGCGGAGAAUGCUUACGUGGAGACCCUCUUUGGGCACCAGGACGUCAUCACGGGGCUGGACAGCCUGAGCCGGGAGUGCUGUGUGACCUCGGGGGGACGGGAUGGCACUGUGAGGGUCUGGAAGAUCCCAGAGGAGUCGCAGCUCAUCUUCUACGGGCAUCAGGGCUCUAUUGACUGCAUCCAGCUCAUCAAUGAGGAGCACAUGGUGUCGGGCGCCGAUGAUGGCUCUGUUGCCCUGUGGGGGCUGACAAAGAAGAAGCCGCUGGCGCUGGUGAGGCAGUCGCAUGGGACACAGGGCGAAAACGACCUGCAGCAGCCCUACUGGGUGUCAGCGGUGGCUGCUCUUCGCAACAGUGACCUUGUGGCUACAGGUUCCCACAGUGGCAGUGUGAAGCUGUGGAAGUGCGGCGAGGGAUUUCGGAAGCUGGAGCCUCUCUGUGACAUCCCCCUGGUUGGCUUCAUCAACAGCCUGAAGUUUUCAGCAACGGGAGACUUCCUGGUGGCUGGCGUUGGGCAGGAGCACCGGCUGGGCCGGUGGUGGAGAGCCAAAGAAGCCAAGAACAGCAUCUGCAUCAUCCCCCUGAAGCGUGGGGCUGCAGCUCCCAGCUCUGGGGCAGCCGACAGGGCCUGGCCCGGGGAGCUGCAGGAACUUGCUCAUUAAAUUUUUGUUGAUGGUGCUGCUCGUUAAA
Anas platyrhynchos (mallard) is the source of this 1546-nucleotide messenger RNA. RefSeq names its product ribosomal RNA processing 9, U3 small nucleolar RNA binding protein (gene RRP9). Lineage: Eukaryota; Metazoa; Chordata; Aves; Anseriformes; Anatidae. Gene Ontology annotation, molecular function: U3 snoRNA binding; protein binding. The record is from RefSeq and is a predicted model, not a curated record. Gene Ontology annotation, cellular component: small-subunit processome.